This is a messenger RNA of Durotheca rogersii, 1339 nucleotides long. RefSeq lists its product as uncharacterized. NCBI's taxonomy places the organism in Eukaryota, Fungi, Ascomycota, Sordariomycetes, Xylariales, Xylariaceae. The record is from RefSeq and is a predicted model, not a curated record. Gene Ontology annotation, molecular function: protein binding. The coding region runs from base 548 to 1339 and encodes 263 amino acids. The transcript has 3 exons.
UGCGAAAAGUCUAGUGAGUCGACGUUGAGGUCACUUAGGUUUUCCCUUCAAACUCAAGCACACGCACACGUAUCCGUCCACAUAUCAACUGGCAGCCACUUAAACUUCCCCUGUGAUCUCUUCACAGACAGACAUCCUCCGGCCGUCCUUCGGAUCGUAGUUAUGUGGCAUCAUUCCUUUUUUUUCACACCCGGUCGCCCACGCUCCCUCAUCGUAAUCAUCGUCAUACACAUCGUCGUAUCUGUCGAAAGCGCCGGCUGUGACCCUAUCUCUACGUCUCAUAACAUUUCACUCUAGCCCCCUCUCUAGCUUCUCUCAAGUGCGUUCCCUCCGAGCCUAAAGUCGAACCACCGCUAGGGGCCUCCGUAUAGAGGAUCGCCAAUCCGUACAACCACGACAACGCAGCACUAGAGAAACUACCCAAACCAAGGCACCAAACGAGUUAACGCGCGUGAUAACACCCGCAGCCACGGUCGGUCCCGACGGGCUCUACGAGCUCGAAUCGAUCUACAUCAGCAGAAACGUUAAGCCGCUGCCGGCGGAUGGAAUGGCGGGAUUCGCGGCGCAGAAGCGCGCCGAGAUAAAGAAAGCAUCGCCGCUGGUGGGGCUGCCGGACGAGACGCAGCUCGCGAUCAGCUUGUACCUGGGCGUCGAGGACGUGGUGCGGCUGCGGCAGACGUGCCGGCGGUACCGCAACCUGUUCUCGCAGGCCGAGGUCGAGCGGCUGUUUACGCGCGAGGGCCAGGCCGACGCGGCGCUCGCGUGGUGCUGCGUCGAGUGCCUGGUGAUGCCGGCGUCGCGGACGCUCGUGCUGGACCUGCACCGCGCCGGCCAGCUGUGGCGCGUCAUGUGCGUGCCGUGCUGGCGCCUGCGGCGCAGCGCGGAGUACUGGCGCUCCGGCAAACCCUCCGUCUUCUUCGCCAUAGGCUACUGCCUCCUCGAGUACCCCUUCGAGGUGAUGGUGUUUCUACCGAUUGUGGUCUCCUUCUUAAUAACGCCUAUCGCGUUCUUCCACGGCUUGCAGCGACGCGACGGUGGGACAGCCCCCUUUCUCGUGUUCUGCACGCAGCUCGCCCUAGUCGGCACCUGGGCCCCGGUGGUAUAUUUCGUCGCGCAGAGAGCCGCCCUCCAAGACCGCAAAGCAACCGUUAUAUUCCCUGUCCUCGUGAUUACUCUAGCCGUCCACGUCAUCAAUACCGUGGGCUUCGGCCUCCUGUGCUUCGGCUACAACUUCUGGGGCUACAGCCUCCCGGGGAUAUCGGUGGCCCGGCGCUUCCUCUACGCCUGCUGCUCGCUCCUCGCCUUCUGGGCCAUCUCGUACCCCCGGCUACGAAGCUAA